Molecule: messenger RNA, 2121 nt
Organism: Aureobasidium namibiae CBS 147.97
Lineage: Eukaryota; Fungi; Ascomycota; Dothideomycetes; Dothideales; Saccotheciaceae
Exons: 3
Coding region: 1-2121 (706 amino acids)
Biological process (GO): transmembrane transport
Cellular component (GO): membrane
Molecular function (GO): sulfate transmembrane transporter activity
Source: RefSeq, a predicted model, not a curated record
AUGCAAAACUACGGCAGCACCUUCAGUACCGACACGUACGGCCCAAGGGAAGGCUUUGAGAGCGGUACCGUUAGCCCUCACAGUCUGCUCGAUGAACCUCUCGGUUCUGGCAGUAACAUGAGCACGACUCGAUGGCUAGCCAAGCAGCAUGGUGUCAAGAGUGAGCGGGCCAUGUAUCUUCAGUACUAUCUCCCCGUGACCAACUGGAUCCGCCAGUACCAGUGGAAGUUCUUGCGCGGUGACUUGAUUGCUGCUUUGACAAUGGCAUCCUUCUAUAUUCCCAUGUCGCUGUCCUAUGCCUCGAAUUUGGCCCAUCUGCCACCUAUCAAUGGUCUCUACGCAUUUGUCUUCAAUCCAUUCAUCUACGCUAUCUUCGGUACCGUACCGCAACUGGUUGUUGGUCCUGAAGCUGCUGGCUCUCUCCUUACUGGCCAAGUUGUGCGUGAGAACAUCAGUUCCGGAAAGCACAGAGACAAUGACUUUGCGAGUAACACUCAAAUCGCUGGCAUGGUCACUGGAAUUUCCGGAGCUAUCAUUUUACUUGCUGGUCUCUGCAGAUUGGGCUUCCUAGACAGCGUUCUCAGCCGACCUUUCCUUCGAGGCUUCAUCAGCGCCAUUGGUGUGGUCAUUUUCGUCGAUCAGCUCCUGCCCGAGACUGGAAUGACUGCACUUCUUGAACACGACCCUAACGGCGCUGCACACGGCAGCUCACUGACAAAGAUCAUCUAUCUUAUCAAGAACGCAGACAAGGCACACAAAUUGACUUGCGCUGUGUCAUUUGGUGCUUUUGCGAUCGUUAUGUUCUUCAGACAGCUGAAGAGAAGCCUACAGCCCCGAUAUCCCUCAGUUGCCUACUUCCCUGAUCGCUUCCUGGUCGUCGUCUUCUCUGCCCUGUUCACCUGGAAAUUUUCAUGGGACAAGCAAGGUCUUGACAUCUUGGGUGACUUGAAGACUACAGGCAAACCCUUCCAAGUGCAUUUCCCAUUCCAGCCGUCAAUGAUGGAGCACGUCACGGAUGCCUUCUCAACGUCUUUUCUCAUUGCUCUGCUCGGCUUUUUCGAAAGCAGUGUCGCAGCCAAGAGUCUUGCGAACAGUACAGCAAAGAUCGAGAAAAAGGUCGACAAGGACGGUAACGAGUACGAAGAAGCUGACGGCAUCGUCAACAUGAACGUCUCCGCUAACCGCGAGUUGGUCGCUCUGGGUGUUGCAAACAUUCUUGGAGGCCUGUUCAUGGGUAUCCCUGCCUUUGGUGGCUAUGGAAGAAGUUUGGUGAAUAAGAGCACUGGCGGCAAAACGCCUAUGAGCAGUGUCUUCUUGUCUCUAAUCACCAUCUUCUGCAUUCUGUUCCUGCUGCCAUACUUUUACUAUAUCCCUAAAGGCGUACUCGCUGCCAUGAUCUCCGUGGUAGCCUACUCACUCAUCGAAGAAGCGCCCCACGACAUCCACUUCUUCUGGUCCAUCAAAGGCUGGAACGAAAUUUCCCUCAUGCUACUCAUCUUCCUAACAACCUUCUUCUGGAACCUCCGCAUCGGCAUCGCCGUCGGUAUCGGCCUUUCGCUCUUGCGUCUCCUCAAGCAUGCCACUCGCCCACGCAUUCAGAUUCUUGGCCGCGUUCCUGGCACCCGCAACCAAUUCGACAGCGCUGAACACGGUGGUCUGGAAUUCAUCCCUUACGUUCUCAUCGUCAAGAUUCCUGAGCCAUUGACCUUUGCCAAUACUGGAAGCUUGAAAGAUCGCUUGAGACGUCUGGAGGCUCAUGGCACUAGUGCUGCCCACCCAGCUCUUCCACGCGUGCGCCACCACCAGCAUAAUCGCAAUGUGGUCUUUGACGUCCACGGCGUGACAUCCCUGGACCCAGCAGCCGCGCAAGUGCUCCUUGAAAUUGUGACUGGAUAUCGCGAACGCGGCACUAGAGUCUUCUUCUGCAGGGUCCCCAGUGGCAGAUCACAGGUGUGGAAGCUAAUGCUUGCGAGUGGAAUCGUCGAGGUCUGUGGUGGCGAAUCGCAUUUCUUGAGGGGUGUUGAGCAAGCGCUUGAGAUGGCUGAUCACGAAGAAAGAGCCGACAGUCUGAGAGAGGAUGGUUCCAGUUUUGUUGAAGAGGCUAGGGCGGCGACUACCUAA